UUUUUUUCACCAACGUUGCGUUUAUUUCGACAUUUUUAUUUUUAUUUUCCCACGUUUGUGCCACAUGUUGAACUUGAACCUCCUGUGUAGUGGUAAGACCACGUGUUCUAUCUCUCGGUUGUUAGUACUGCAUUUCAAAAAGCAAUUGAUUGGAGUGGAAAAUGCACAUUAAAAAAGUUAUUAUCGAAGGAUUUAAAACCUAUAGAAACAAAACAGUUUUGUGUCUGGAACCGGGUCUCAACGUAAUAAUUGGGAUAAAUGGAGCUGGCAAAACUAAUGCUAUGUAUGCCAUACAGUUUGUGCUGUCCCAUGAAUUUCAUCACCUUUCUCAGAGGGCAAGAGAGAAUUUGCUGCAUUGCUCAGCUGGGUUCCGUGCCACAUCUGCUUAUGUUGAAAUAAUUUUCAAUAAUGAAGAUAGACGUUUACCAGAAGAAGAAAAUGAAGUGAGUUUGAGGCGAGAAAUAACAUCAACCAAAGAUGUUUACUUCCUCAAUGGACGUAGCAUUUUGAAGCAUCAAGUUGAAAACACUUUGCAAUUUGCUGGGUUUUCUAAAGUUAACCCAUACUACAUUAUAAAGCAAGGACAAAUAAAUAGUUUAGCGAUGUUGUCGAAUGAGAAACGGUUGGCACAACUAUCAGAAAUAACAGGGGCUAGUUUAUGGAAAGAAAUUCGACCUAAAGAUGAUUCACUUCUUGAAGAUGCGGAAUAUAAAAUCACGCAACUGAAAGAAAUUAUUAAAGAAACGGAAGACAACCUCACGCGUUUAGAGGAAGAUGAACAUCAAUAUCGGAAGUGGUCAGAAACCAAUACUAAGAAACGAGCCGUCGAAGCAACUUUGGCUAGGAAAGAACAGGCCCAGCUGAUAGAAAGCAUAAAGAAUGCGAAGAGAUUAUUGAGUGAUGCGCAAACUGAAGGCCAGAAAGCGAGCGCUGAAUUGGCACAAAUAAAUGAAAAGGUGGCCGAAGCGGAGAGGCGCUCCAAAUUGAACCAGUCGGAAUUUCGUGCUGCUCAAGGGAGACUGGAAAAUCUGGCAGAGAUUGCUCAGGACCUUGCAUUGGAACAUAGCAAGCUGGAGCUAGAACUAGCUGACAAACGCGAAAGAUCAGCGAAUAAUAAUACGGAAAAGCUCAACGAAGAGUUGUUACGCAUUGAAAGAGAGAUAUCCGAGAAGAACGAGGUGCUUCUAGUAGUAUGUAAUGAUUACGAUUCAACAAUACGCGAAGAAUUCGAAAUCAAUGCCAGAUUGAUGCUGGACGAGCAGCGUCGUCAACAGCUUUUUACAAAACUUGGGCGGGAAGCCUUAUUUUCUUCCAUAGAGGAAAGAAACCAUUGGAUUAAAGACGAACAAUGUAAAUUAAAUCGGCUCAUUCUUCAAGAAGAGAAAGAACUGCGUAACAUCACCAAAGACAUGAAGGAAGAAGAAUUGAAGGCAAAAAACUUGGAAACCGUUAUAGCAGGGAUCGAGGGAGAAAAGUUGGAGGCUUUAAACUCGGUGGAAAUGCUAAAUCAGCGUAAGCAAGACUUACUACUGGAGCAAAGGAGAUUGCGAAUGUCCCGCAAUGAUUUAUGGCGGAAACAAUGCGACGUGCGUGAUCAUUGGAAACAAUCGUAUGACAAACUGGAAGGACUCAAGUGCAAACUCAGGGGUGCCAUGUAUUCGCAAACCCAAGUCUUCGAAGGUAUUGCAAUGACACUUGACAAAAUGAAACAAGAAGGACAUGGCACCCUUGCCUUUGAAAUGGCAUCUCAGUAUCGUGGCUUACUGAUCGAUCAGUUUACAUGUGCAGAUGAAGUAUGCUGUGCCAUCGACGCUGUGGGGGGGAACAGACUCUUCUACAGUAUUGUUGAUACCGAUAAAGCGGCUUCUGAGAUACUGAAAUGGAUUAACAAGGAACCCUACAAAAAUGGAUUUGGCUUGCCGGGUUCAUUUAAUUUCUAUGCUCGCAAUCGGCUUCAAAGAACUCCUCCAAUUGGCCUCAUCAGGGGUGAAGAUGAUGUGAUGCCUAUGAUGACCAUAGUGAACUGUGUCCCCGAAAUGACGCCUGUAGUGGAGCAGGUUUUCGGUCGUGUGCUUGUGUGUAGGAACUUCGAUGUUGCUUUGCGUGCCGUGAAAACGUAUGAUAUAGAUUGCGUUACGUUGGAAGGAGACACGGUUCGACGGAACGGUGUUCUUAAUGGUGGGUACCGAAGUAUUGCUAGUUCUGGAUCCAAGAUCUAUUUUGAAUUCAAACAAUCAAAGGGAGUAGAGCAAACUGAAUUGGCCUACCUACAUGAAGUGGAAAGUGCAAAUCCAAGUCGCGGAUCAAAAAUGCAUUGA
Molecule: messenger RNA, 2318 nt
Organism: Daphnia magna
Lineage: Eukaryota; Metazoa; Arthropoda; Branchiopoda; Diplostraca; Daphniidae
Product: structural maintenance of chromosomes protein 3
Exons: 17
Coding region: 162-2318 (718 amino acids)
Biological process (GO): mitotic sister chromatid cohesion
Cellular component (GO): chromosome
Molecular function (GO): cohesin loader activity; protein binding; double-stranded DNA binding
Source: RefSeq, a predicted model, not a curated record